This is a messenger RNA of Caenorhabditis auriculariae, 5589 nucleotides long. The record is from the annotation of a GenBank genome assembly. Lineage: Eukaryota; Metazoa; Nematoda; Chromadorea; Rhabditida; Rhabditidae.
AUGGCUUCUAAAUCACGGAAAAAGGUUGCGUUUCACUUUUUUCCACAAAAAAAUCUCUUCUCAGGGACCUGACGAUGAACAAGCCAUGUUAAAUGCAACACUGGCAGAGUUUCAGCGAGACUUCGGCGAAACUGAGUCGAAAACAGUCAAGUCGCAAAAAUUUGUUUUUGGAGCAACCGUUGAAGGGAACACAGGUUUUAAUGAACAAAAGGUUUUUGGAAGAAUAAUUUUCUUUUUGAGUUCACACGGAGAAACUAGCUCCAAACGCUUCGAACGUUUUCAAACAGGCCGUCAAUUUUGAAGUUGCCAAGAAAAUUGCCGAAGCAAAGGUGAGCUAAGAAAAAAAAGUACCGUAAGAAUUCUCUUCGAAAAAAGAGAAGACGCUCUUAUUUUUUCGAAGUUUUUGUAUUUGAAAAAGGUUUUAUCUUUUCACUGACUCUUCAAAAUGUAGUUAUCAAACUUUUUCAAAAAAAUCAAUAAAAAAAGGAUUUUUCAUUUAUUGCGAAAUGAAUAAGAACUUAUUAUGGUGAUUAUGAGUCGAUAAUUAAUAGGCUUUGCCAAAAUGAAGUAAAUAAGGAAAAAAAUAUAUGUUUAAAAACUAAGUUCAGGCGAAAAUAAUGGUGGCGGAGGCGAAAAAGCUGAAAGAAGAAGCUCCCAAGCAGUCUUCUUCAUCCUCGCCGAUGCCCAAGCGACCGCCCAAGCCCGGCUCGAGCCACGCCAAAAAACUGAGCAAUUUGGAGCUACUCCAGCAGGAGAUGAAUCUGUUCGUGAUUUUUUUUUUUUCAUAAUCAUCAAGCCUCAACUAUUCAUUUUCAACAAGAUGUUUCUUACUUGGUUAGCGUCUUCUCGGGUUUAGCAGAUAAUAUAUUUUUUUUUUCAAAUAUCUUGACCUAGGUCUAAAAACCAUCAUUGAGUUUUUUGCUUAAUAAUUAUGAUUAAACUUUUUUUUCCAAAAAAAAAAGGCGGAGGUAAUGUAUUUGAAAAGACCAACCCAACAUUAAUUUCUUCAAGGCGGUUUUCUUGUAGUUCAGUUGAAGUUGAAUGGGAAACGAAAACUUAUAACUUUUUUUUGUAGAGCUCAACAAAAUCGAAGCGGCAUUUACCCACAAAGAGAUGUCAAGCCGAAGUUUGAGCCGUAUGUUUCUCACAAUUUAUUAACAGAUUGUUUCAUUUCACUUUUCAGGGAGGAGAACAGCGCUUUGACAACGGAUCGAGCACUCACCACCAACAUUUACAUCAGUCACUUGCCUCAUGAGGUGCGCCGAACUUGGAAAAAAAAAGAUCGAGCUUCAUGAAUACGUUCUAAGUAUCGCAAAAACUCAUAAAAAGCCAAAAAUUCAGACCUGUCUUGUAGAACAUUUCAAGAAAAGACAUUUGAUUUUAGGUCACCAAGGAAGAUCUUUUGCUUUCUUUCGGAUCUUUUGGCCCACUGGCUUCCGUGAAGGUUUUGUACCCAAGAAAUGAAGAAGAAGAACUUCGGCCGUUCAUUUGCGCCUUCGUCGCUUACAUGUUGGUUUCCCUCUUCAAAAUUUAAGCUUCCAGCAAAAAUGAUUUUUUGGCCGUUUUCAAGUCUUUUUUUGAGGCAUCGCUCCGAUUUCGAAAGAGUUAUGGCAGAACUUCCAAACUUGAUCAUACGUGGGGAACCCAUACGCGUGGCUUUCGGAAAAAUUGUUCCGAUCCCGAAAUUGGUAUGUUUUUCUUUUCUUAGACCACUUUUAGGAUAGAAACUAGUCUUUGGUAAAUUUGCCUUUCAAAAAACGCUCUAAAACUUUUUUUCAUGUUUGUAAAUCGGGAAAAAGGGUUCAAAAUGAUGUUUCAAUCCGCCCUUUUGAUAGCUUUUCCUCUUGAUUUCCUCUCUCUUAAGCCAUUCUACGUGCCGCCGGUGCUUCUCAAACGCGUGUGCCCCGACCCGUUCACAGGUCUUCCAUUCAACGCCCGUCCACUCGCCGUUGAUGUUGAUCAUCCGAAAAUUCAGUCCAUUUCUGCUUCUUUUCAGGCCCUGGCCUUUCUCAAGAAACAUGGCUCCUUCCCCAGACUUGCUGAAAUGCCCAGUCAGGGCGACCCGAUGUUCCUAGACUACCAGAAGGUUAGUUGUCGAGUGAGUACUCAAAAAUUGGGAUUCUGCAUUAGUAACUUUGAAAAAGUAGGCGAAUAAACCUUAUCUAAAAAUAAUUUUUUUAUAUCUUCGAAUUUUUCAUCUGCAGAAAUUGAUGUAUUUUUUUCCAAGCCUGAUUUGUGAGUUUUUUUAAUUAAAAAAAUCUAAAAAAACAUUCAUAUAAAGUCUGAGAUCCGAUUGUCGCAAGCGUUUUCGAUCGUUUCACGAGAAAUUCAUACAAAAAAAUAGAAAAACCUUUUUUUGAGAAAAAGAUAUUUUUAAUAAGAGCUGUUGUGUAGUAUCGAAUUUUUGAAUCUUUUCAGAUGAUCCGAAACGCAACUGUUCGUGUAGCAAUCCCAACGGAUAAGUGAGAUUCUCCUAGAAGAAAAAAUGAGAAAAUAAAUGUUUAAGGAAAGUUUUGCGGCUGAUAAAUCGGAUGGCGGCCUAUGUUGUGAACGACGGACCCAUUUUUGAGCACAUGAUUAUGGCCAGAGAAUUCGGAAAUCCGCUGUUCAAGUCAGUCUCCUUUCCAGUCAAACUUGGAAGACUCAACAGCUUUUUUUUGAACUUUAGAUUUCUUUUCGAGUACAACCACCCAUCUCAUGCUUAUUAUCGAUGGAGAAUUUUCUCACUGAUGCAUGGAGAUUCGGUGAAGGCCUGGAGGAGGCAAAAGUUCAGGUAAAAGUUUUGUAUAUUUGCAUGGAGAAAUUUAGUUUCGGAACUUUUGAAACGAUAAAUGUUUUAUGUUGGUCGGAAUUUUGUCUAGAAAGUAGUAAUUUAGUUUGACAUCCGAAAUGAGGUCAAAAAAACGCAAACUUCUGAAAUAUAGAAAUAUUUUCUGAGCCGUGAAAGUAAUCAUAUGACUUAAAAUUCGAUGGAAUCGGUAGAAAUUAUAAUUUUGAAGGAUGGUGGAUGACGGCUCUUGGUGGGAGCCGCCGCGGCCUUCGGCGGAACUUCAAGGCGCUAUGCCGCCCGAUUUAUACCGAUUUUCUUGCAAUAAUGUUUAUCCUGAACGUUGGUUCCUCAAUUACAAGGAAAAGAUGUUUCCCAAGGUUCCACGAUUUUCUUGAUUCCAAAAUCUCAUCAAAGGACUUCAGAAGGAACGAGAAAUUCCGCAAAAGGAGAAACCGAAACCAAAAGUGGCCGAACUGAAAAGAAAGCAACGCGAAAAGCUGAAGAACCGCUUGAAAGAGUUGACACCGGAGAAGAGGAAGGUUGGACAGCAUUCUCGGAAGUUCCAUGCUUGUAAAUGGUUAGAUCGGAGAGCUGAUGGUCUGGUGUUUGGACCAUUUUGCAAAACACGCCAAGGAGAUUUGCAACAUCAUUUGCGACUCGUUUGCCGAGAGUUUGACUGGGCCUCUUUAUAAUGUCAUCGCCAGGUUCCCUUCAUUUUCUCUCUCCUUCUGAUGUCGAAAAUCUCCAGAUUGUACUUGAUCAACGACAUCUUGCACAACACUUCCAAACGAGGCAUUCGCGAUGCUUUUUAUGUUCGAUUUUACUUCGAGCAACGGCUUGAGGAGGUAAAAUUUAGUUUUGUGAGAUAGGACAUUUCAUCUUCAAGUACAAACUUAUUUUCAAGAUUUCUGAAUAUUUGAGUUCCGAUAUGGCGUAAGUCUCAGUUUCUUUUCAUUUCAGAUUUACGAACUCACAACUAUUGUAAAAACUAGUUUCGGGUUUGAUAAUAUAGCUUGCAAUUUCCUUUCGAAAAAUAUUUAUCUUCAAAAAUAUUUAUUCCGAAAAAAAUGUUCAGUUCUGAAAAAUUUUUUUCUCUGAGUAUUAAAGUGUAGAGGUUUUUGAUAGCUUUGAAAACAUUUUUUGAUGGGAUUUUUUUUUGAAUUUCUCCGGGUCAACCGAUUCCGCGAGUGUCCAUGGAUGGGGAGAACUUGAAGCGAUUCGAGGGAAAUAAAUAUUUUUUCAUCCUUUUCAUAUUUUGAGAUCAUGAAAUCAACGAGAAAGACGCAUCAAUCGAUUGAAGCGCGUCUGAAGAAGGAAAACUUCAAGAGUCGCGUGAAUAAUUGCAUCCGGUAACUGGAAAGACCCGAAUGAUCGCUUUCAACUAUUUUUAGAGCUUGGGACGAGGAAAACAUUUUCACGAAGGAGAAGCUAAUGAACGCUUUAGACGUUUUCCACGGGUUGAGCUUGAAGGAAGAGGUUGGAAAAAAUAAUUAUUAUUUUCUGAAAUCUGAUGAUGCUGACGUGACGUGACACUCAAAAAAGCGCCAAAAGACCCAAAUAGGAAAAAACUUUCAACUAUAAGUUGAUCAAUUACGUAUAAGAACUUCUUCGACUCUAAAAGAAAUUUGCAGGAAGAGAUUCCCGAAGUUUCGGCCAAGAAGAGCAAAGUCGUUGAAGAAGACGACGAUGAUGAAGAUCUGGAUGGCGUCCCGAUCGACGACGAAAUCGAUGGUGUUCCGAUCGAUAUUGAAGUGAGUCAACUUCGAAAUUGAUUAUUUUUCGAUAAUGUUCCACUUUAAACCCAAUUUAAGGCUCCUCCUGUGACUAACGACAAAAAUCGCUUUGCUAACUUUUUCAAGCCGGUUUUCGACGCGCCGGCAGCUCCGAAGAAGGUAAUUGAGGCUAGUAGCCGUAGUAUGAGCAAUACGAUCAGGAGACCGUCGAUCAUCACGUCGCCUCCAAGUGGGACAAUGACGACGACAGUGACAGCACUCAGGGCCCCGAAGCGAAAAAGAGCAAAACCUCGUCCGAUACGGUAGGUUCAAAGGAAGCAAAAUUUGAAACAUAUUGAAACUUCAAUAAAUGAGCGUUUCCGUUUUUCCGCCCACACGUCACGCUUUGAUAAAAAUUUGAAGUUUUUCUGAAAAGUUAGAGUAUUAUUCUUUAUUCUGUCGAAAAAAAAAAUGAGAGAAAAGAAGUUUUAAUAAAGAAAACUUUCCUCAAACAAACGCCGAAAGGUUUUUUGAAAAAUAGUGCUAAUCAUAAGAUUGUCUGAAGCACGAAUCAUUUGAAAACACAGAAGAUUUUCUGAAAUGAAGGGUGUUUUUCAGAGAAGCGAUAAGAAGGAGCGGGAUCGAGAGAAAAGACGGUCGUCUCGUGAGAGGAAGAAGAGUCCGGAGGCCAGAGACUCCAGAAAGUCCAGGGAAUCUUCCUCCAGAAGUUCCGGCUCGAAGUCGGAAGCUUCCAGGUUUCAAUCAUGUCUGAUAUCUUAAAACCAACUUUUUUUUCCCAGAAAUGCCAACAAGGAAGACGAGAAGCGGAAGUUGAUGAGACAAGUCGAAGUGAGUUUUUCCGAAAGAUUUUCUUCUCAAAUAAGAAGUUUUCUAGGUUGAAGCCAUGACUCUGAGCGAUGAGCUGGAGGCCAAAAAUGAUCCGAAAGUCAAACAAAAGGUAUCGAAAGCACGGUUUUCUUCGAAUCCUCAUUAUCUGUCCAGGUCGAAGAGUUCCGCGAGAAGCGCAUCAAAGAGGUGCUGAAAAAGCUGGAAAAAGCAGAAAAAUCUUCCAGGAAACGGUCGACGUCGCGCAAACGCAAGCGCUAA